GCUCCGCCGUGGAUCCUUCAGUUACUCUGUACCUCCAUUUAUCAGAUCAUUUAAAGGCAAAUAGUACUAGGAUAGCUUCAUAGUAGUUGAAAAAAUGGUCGAUGAUUUUCUUGGUUGUUCCUCGUCCUCGUCUCCUCGUUUGCUGUAUCCGCACGAGUACGGCUUGCAGAUGAACGUGGUGCGGGAAUAUUUCGAGUCCAAACCGAGACCGCGUCUGGUCCAUGGCAAAAGUUCCACCACUACAGCUACUAAAAACAAACGUGGUUCAGCAACUCCUGCAUCAAAAGCUGCCACUCCAAAGUAUAGUCCAGCAGUAGCAAGAUCAAACUCAAAAGCGAAUACAUCGGCUUCCUCAAGUAGACCCGCUACAUCUGCAGCUUUCGCUCCAAGACCAGCUAGUAACAAUGUCGUUGAAGUGGGUACGUCACCGGCGCGCAGCUCACGGGAUAUCAUGCCCCCAUCGCCACAGCACUUGCAGAUGCUGUUGCAGCACAAGCUUAGCGAUAGCAUAACGCAGUGGCAUCUCUAUCAUGAGAUCAGGGUACUGCUGGAGAUAGUCUAAACUACUUACGGAGCGUCCAAAUAAUCUACCCAAAUUUAUGAGAAAUUUUCAAACGUUGUUCUACUAAAAUACUAAUUCUCAUCGUGCAAUUUGAAUAAUUGUUACACUACACAACAUCAACAUUGCCAUGCAUUCCCAUCACACCACACCCAGACCCGCGGCACCGCAGCCACAAACGCCAACCAGCUUCCAGCUUCUAGCAACAUCCCAGAGAUCGGGAUGCAGAAUCAAAUGCUCACCGUGAUGAAGCGAGCAUACUGGGACUCAUGCCGGGACAAGCUCAGAGCUGGUUGGAACGACGGCUCUGGUUUUGAGCAGGUGAUAAGUCGAGUAGAAGAGGCGAUAGGCGUCAUGGCUGGCUUCUUCGACCGAAGUCCGAAGAGGAAGAGAGCGUUUAUCGAAGGGGGUGUGGAUAUGGUGCUUUAUGGGAAAAAAAAAUUGAAAUAAAGAACCUCUGUUAUUUUUGAUUCUGACCAAUGCGAAGGAAGCAUCUUCUUGUACAUGCCCGCUUCUAAUUCCCACUCCGGCAAAUGGUUUCCAAUCGCGCGUACGACCUUGCUGCUUUCAACCAGACCCUGAAACAGCUCCAGUCGAUGCUUGCGCAACUCGAAAGUCCUCAUCAGGAAUCCUUGACGCGUGCUCAUUUCGACAAGGAAUUUUUUUCGAAAAUUGAUCCUCACAACUACAACAGCAUCUCCAACAGCAACGCGGAAGAUGAAGCAACGUACUUCUCAGGCCUCAUCGUCUCCGCAUUGGAACAUGUCUUUCACAAACUAGACCUGGUGAAGAGUGAAAGCGAGAACUUCUACUUGGCGAUGUUGCCACAGGGGGAGAGGAGCAAGCUGGAAAGACGUCAGUUGAAUACGAUGAUCGAAAGCUUUGGCGGAAGACAUCCUUGGAUGUUUGAUGCCUGUAUGGCGGAAGUUGUAAAGGAGAGGGGCAAAGGUACUACUACGGUUUUUUUGUGUAGUUUCUACGUUGGUUCACUUUUGGGCGUAAGGUUCUUGUGUACUUCUUCUCCUAACCACUACGCGGCCUCAAACUGAAACACCACAGACCCCCUCUCGCCCACUGCCGCAAACAUUGAAGCGUUCCGCAGUUGCACAGAACUGUAUGCCUUUGUCGCCAGAGCACUGUUCAAAGACACGCCGCUCUCCGAUGAAGAUGUGCCCAUACCCCUCAGGGUGAGCCUGCGAGAAGUCCACGCUUUGCAAAACGCGUUGCAACUAACGUGCUUGAUCGGAGUAGUGGCGCUGUUGGUGAGUCCGGUGCUGGGGACGCCCUGUAUUUUUUUACUUUUUCGAUUUCUUGGUAUGAUGAAUGAUCUGACUAAGUACAACAUGAGCAUGAUUUUUGCUGUGCGAUGUAAGACUCGGAAUUUUAUUGAGACCACUACUUUUCCAUCAUUCUUUCAGCGAAUUCGUUUUUCCGAUCCUAUCAAAUAAACGACCGUUUUAGGUGCGCUCUCCAACGACGAACUUCGCGAAUUUUUUGGGGACUGCAGGAAGUCCCUGAUGAGCGCCGAUCUCAACCGAGAUGGCUUUUUCGGAGACGUAGAGGCAGCAUUGCUACGCAUAUUUGCAAAGAAAGGUAGUCCUGAAAGUGAUGUCAUUGACAUCUCUUCAGUUGAUCCUGCACGCGCCGCCCAGAUCCGACAGAGUGUCACGCAAUUAGAGAACAUCACUAAGAAAGGAAGGAGCGCGCCGAUUUAUGACCUGCUGUUUACGAAAAUGCAGAAAUGCAUACUGCCUGAGCCUUCUGUUCUUGGAGAAGAAAUAUUACAACAAGGUACUUCAGACGAUAAUGAUGGAGGCAUCCAAAUCUUCGAUGAACCCAGUGUUGCGAUAAACCCCUUGACAGUAAACGCACCGACAGGAGUUGGAGGACAGACUGGGACUGUAGCAGGAGGUUCUUCGUCAAGUAGUGGCUCGAGAGGAGCGGCAAUGACUGCCCAACCAGGAUUGAUGGCAGCAAGCAAUGGGAAUAAUGGUACUUCUAGUGCAGUAACUUCGGCUGGCGCCACCUGCUCCACAUUCGCCUCGUCUACUUCUGCACCUAGUGCUACAUCUUCCCACCCUUCUGCUCCCGGGAAUGCCAGCACAAAUAACAAUACAUCAACCACAUCCGCUACCUCAAACACCACGAAACCCCACGCCUUCUUCCCUAACCUCCCAAGAGCACGACCGAACGCUCUAGGCGAAAGACCUUGGUACCUGUCCUAUGCAGCUGAACAUCUGGAGGCUGUAGAACGACAUCUGGCGGAAGUCAUAGGAAAAAGUUGGCUCUGUUAUGAAGACUACUAUCGACGCCCACCCAAGGUGGUGCUUAAGAAAUGAUACAGUAGGUUUGAUUUUGAACAUUGUGGUAGAGCCAUUAUCCUGGUUGAUUUGAGUUUGAUUUGCUUUGUACAGUUACAGAGAGACUGAUGCUUAUUUUGCAAAGACUUGAAACACGAUGUUCGGUGCGCAAACUAGAGCUUCUUGGAUGUGAGAAGACGAUGCCAUCGCUUCUCAGAAAUCAU
Messenger RNA from Amoebophrya sp. A25, 3083 nucleotides. The record is from the annotation of a GenBank genome assembly. NCBI's taxonomy places the organism in Eukaryota, Dinophyceae, Syndiniales, Amoebophryaceae.